This is a messenger RNA of Coffea arabica (coffee), 1617 nucleotides long. Lineage: Eukaryota; Viridiplantae; Streptophyta; Magnoliopsida; Gentianales; Rubiaceae. The record is from RefSeq and is a predicted model, not a curated record.
AUGCCGUUUGGUUUGAAGAAUGCCGGAGCUACUUAUCAAAGGACUAUGACUACAUUGUUUCAUGAUAUGAUCCACCAGGAGAUGGAGGUUUAUGUGGAUGACAUUAUAAUCAAGUCCAGGAAAGCAGAAGACCAUUUGAUUGAUUUAAGAAAGUUGUUCGAAAGCAAAAGGGGCAUAGAGAUAGACCCGACAAAGAUCAAGGCAAUUCAAGACAUGCCAGUGCCGAAAACGCAGAAAGAUGCCGUCAAGGGGCAAGCUAUAGCCGAUCAUUUGGCAGAAAAUCCAAAGGACGAUGAGUAUCAACCACUCCAUACCUAUUUCCCUGACGAAAAGGUUUUAUUUGUUGGUACCGUAGAAGAUAUGAGCGAGCGGUGCCCCGAAUGGAGGUUGUUUUUUGAUGGUGCCGCUAAUUCUUUCGGAGCUGGAAUCGGAGCCGUUCUUGUAUCUCCAGAAGGAAAGCAUUACCCCGGAGCUGCUAAAUUGCAAUUUGCCUGUACAAACAAUAUGGCCGAGUAUGAAGCCUGUAUUUUUUGUCUUAAAAUGGCUUUGGAAAUGGAAGUUAAAGAGUUGAUAGCCUUCAGUGAUUCAGAUUUACUUGUGCACCAAACGCUGAAACAAUGGAUAACCAAAGAUUCCAAGAUCUUGCCAUACCAUUGUAAUUUGCUCAAUCUGGCUAGACAAUUUCAAAGUUUGGAAUUCAGACAUCUCCCACGAGCCCGAAAUGCAUUUGCAGAUGCCUUGGCCACCUUAUCUUCUAUGAUACAAUAUCCAAAUGAAUUGGGAAUCGAGCCUAUCCAGAUUCAACUUCAAGACAAGCCUGCUCAUUGUUGGGUCGUGGACGAUUCUUCUGGCAAUAGUCCUUGGUACAAUGAUAUUAAGGAAUUCAUCAAAACUGAGUCUUACCUUCCCGAAGCUACUGCUAAUGACAAGGGUUUCCUGCGCAGAAUGGCCUCAAAAUUUUUCCUAAAUGGAGAGGUAUUAUACAAAUGGACAUUAGAUUUGAACCUUUUAAGGUGCAUCGAUGAAGAUGAAGCUCAAUACAUGAUGAAAGAGGUGCAUAGCGAUGUCUGUGGACCUCACAUGAAUGGACAUUUGUUGGCGAAGAAGAUUAUGAGGACUGGGUAUUUUUGGCUUACAAUGGAACGCGAUUGCAUAGAUUUUGUCCGGAGAUGUAUUAAAUGUCAAGUGCAUGGCGACAUCAUACGCGUUCCUCCCACCGAAUUGCAUAACAUGAUUGCCCCAUGGCCCUGCUCAAUGUGGGGUAUGGACGUGAUCGGCACAAUUGACUCUCCUGCUUCAAAUGGACAUCGAUUUAUAUUGGUGGCAAUUGAAUACUUUACCAAGUGGGUUGAAGCAGAAUCAUUCAAGCACGUGACAAAGAAGGUGGUGACAAAUUUCUUAAGAGAUCACAUCAUAUGGCGAUUUGGGGUGCCAGAAACACUGAUUACAGACAAUGCCAAGAAUCUCAACAAUGACAUGGUGCACGGGCUAUGUGAGCAGUUCAAAAUCAGACAUCGCAACUCUGCCAUCUAUAGACCACAGAUGAAUGGAGCCGUGGAAGCUGCAAACAAGAAUUUGAAGACAAUCAUCCGAAAAAAUGACCGAAAAGCACCGUGA